Molecule: messenger RNA, 949 nt
Organism: Phalacrocorax carbo (great cormorant)
Lineage: Eukaryota; Metazoa; Chordata; Aves; Suliformes; Phalacrocoracidae
Source: RefSeq, a predicted model, not a curated record
AUGUCCUACCCCAAUCACUCCAGUCCCUCAUCCUUCAUCCUAACAGGCAUCCCUGGCCUGGAGGAUGCUCCAUUCUGGAUUGCCUUCCCGUUCUGCACCAUGUACUUCAUGGCAGUGCUGGGGAACAUCACAAUCCUCCUGAUUAGCAUGGACCCAAGCCUCCACCUGCCCAUGUUUUACUUCCUCUCCAUGCUGGCUGCCACUGACCUCAUGCUCACCAGUUCCACCAUGCCCAAGCUCUUGAGCAUCUUCUGGUUCCACUCCCACGAGACUGACUUUGAGAGCUGUGUGGGCCAAAUGUUCUUCAUCCACAGCUUCUCCACAGUGGAGCCAGGGGUCCUGCUCACCAUGGCCUUUGACCGAUACUUGGCCAUCUGCAAGCCUCUGCGCUACUCCGCCAUCCUGACUGGCCCCACCAUUGCCAAGCUGCGUUUGGCUGCUGUGGGGCACGGCAUCGCCAUCACCACCCCCGUGACAUGCAUGGUGGCCAGCCUGUCCUACUGUGCCCGCGUCAUUCACCACUCCUACAGUGAGCACACAUCUGUGGUGAAGCUGGCCUGCGGGGACACCCGGCCCAACAGCAUCUAUGGGAUCAUGGCUGCCACCACCGUGGUGGGCUCAGACUCCAUCCUCAUCGCUGUCUCCUACAUGCUGAUCCUGAGGGAGGUCAUAGGUCUCUCCUCCAGAGAGGCUUGACUGAAGUCCUUCAGCACCUGUGGCUCCCACAUCGGUGUCAUCCUGUUCUUCUGCACACCCGGGCUCUUCUCCUUCUACGCUCAGUGCUGGGGCCAGAGGAUUCCUGCACACCUCCACAUUCUGAUGUGUGACCUCUUCCUGCUGGUGCCUCCCAUGCUCAACCCACUCAUCUACGGGAUGAGGACCAAGCCGAUCUGGGAGCGGGUGAUGACCCUGCUCUGGCAGAAAGGGAUCCAGCCCACGUCCUGAUCCC